AUGACAAGCCUACGAAAAACCCAUCCCCUACUAAAAAUCGCCAAUGACUCACUCCUAGAUCUCCCAACACCCUCUAAUAUCUCAGUAUGAUGAAACUUCGGCUCUCUCCUGGGUCUUUGUUUAAUUAUCCAAAUUCUUACAGGACUAUUUCUUGCAAUACACUAUACAUCUAGCAUCAAUACAGCCUUUAUAUCUGUAGACCAUAUUUGCCGGGACGUAAACUAUGGCUGAUUCAUUCGAAACCUCCAUGCUAACGGGGCCUCUUUUUUCUUUAUCUGUAUCUAUAUACACAUUGGACGAGGUCUAUACUACGGCUCUUCCUUAUAUAAAAAUACUUGGACAGUCGGGGUUAUACUUCUACUUCUUGUAAUAAUAACUGCCUUCGUAGGAUACGUACUACCUUGAGGACAAAUAUCCUUUUGAGGAGCCACAGUUAUUACCAACCUCCUUUCUGCAAUUCCUUACAUCGGCAAUACUCUAGUACAAUGAAUUUGAGGCGGAUUUUCUAUUGACAAUGCAACAUUAAACCGAUUUUUUACAUUUCACUUCCUUUUUCCUUUUAUCAUUGCAGGACUUACCCUUAUUCAUCUUUUAUUCCUUCACGAAACAGGCUCAACUAACCCCCUAGGCUUGAACUCAAACAUAGAUAAAAUCUCCUUUCACCCCUAUUUUGCAUAUAAAGAUCUUCUAGGUUUUGCAACUUUAAUUUUUGCUCUCACAACUUUAACUGUAUUCAUCCCCAACUUACUAACAGACCCAGACAAUUUUACCCCAGCAAACCCCCUAAUAACCCCUCCCCACAUCAAACCUGAAUGAUACUUUUUAUUCGCCUACGCCAUCCUACGAUCAAUCCCCAAUAAACUAGGAGGUGUCUUAGCCCUCCUUACUUCCAUUCUAGUACUUUUAGUAGUCCCCUUCCUUCACACGUCAAAACAACGAGCCAUAACUUUCCGACCUUUUACUCAACUCUUAUUUUGGGUACUAAUUGCAAACCUUGCAAUUCUUACAUGAAUCGGAGGAAUGCCCGUAGAAGACCCCUACAUUAUCAUCGGCCAAAUUGCCUCAGUACUAUACUUCUCUUUAUUUCUAGUAAUAUUCCCCCUUACCGGCUUCAUAGAGAAUAAAAUCACAUAA
This is a messenger RNA of Pseudoliparis swirei, 1134 nucleotides long. The record is from the annotation of a RefSeq genome assembly. NCBI's taxonomy places the organism in Eukaryota, Metazoa, Chordata, Actinopteri, Perciformes, Liparidae.